Triplophysa dalaica is the source of this 4079-nucleotide messenger RNA. It is a transcript of the gene rwdd3, whose product is annotated as RWD domain containing 3. Gene Ontology annotation, molecular function: protein binding. The transcript has 4 exons. The record is from RefSeq and is a predicted model, not a curated record. Gene Ontology annotation, biological process: positive regulation of hypoxia-inducible factor-1alpha signaling pathway; positive regulation of protein sumoylation. NCBI's taxonomy places the organism in Eukaryota, Metazoa, Chordata, Actinopteri, Cypriniformes, Nemacheilidae. The coding region runs from base 122 to 898 and encodes 258 amino acids.
AUUUUUUUUCGUACACAAACAAAUUGCCAAAUGUGAACCUGUUUUAUCAUUAUGACAGAAAUAUCAUUAUAGUCACAGAUAAAGUGAACAUAAAUAUCGCGAUUUUACGUGGGAUACUGAAAUGCCAAAGGAGGCUCUUGAUGAAAUCUCGGUUUUAUCAGCCAUCUACUGCGAACAGGAUGAAUUCGAGCUUCUCGAAGAGUCUGCAGAGACCGGACUUGUGUACCGUAUAAAUACACUGACAGAGAGAAACAACGAGAAAACUCCCCUGAGUCUUAUUUUCCACAUCCCUCCCGACUACCCCAACAAUCCUCCAGAUAUCAGUAUCAGCUCCAGCCAUCUCUCGAGGAAACAGUGCCGUGACCUGAGAAACAGUUUACUGGACACAGCCCGCUCACUUCCAGCAGAGCCAAUGGUCCAUGACUUAAUACUGUGGCUUCAGGAAAACUUCUCUGACUUAAUCAACACAGCAGGCUGUCAUUCAGCUGAGAUCAGACCAGAACUUGAAGAUGAAUCUUGGAUGGCUUUACUUCUUAUAGAUCACAUGAGAUCCAAAGCAAAAUACAUUAAACUGAUUGAAAAAUGGACCUCAGAAUUGUGUCUCAGUGGUAGACUCUUUAUGGGCAAACUGAUAUUGAUUCUGCUGCAAGGGACAAAGGAAAACAUUAAAGAAUACAUCCACCUUCAGAGGACGGUGAAAGUUGACGUUGAUUCAUCUGGGAAACGCUGUAAAGAGAAAAUGAUGAGUGUCCUUUGUGAGAUUCCAUCAUCAGAGGAGAACAUAUUGAUGACAACAUUUGAAGUGAAAGACAUUUUAUCACUAGAUGAACUCAAAAGGGAAUUCGAGCUUGUCGGUUUAACUGAGCUUUACAACCAGUAUGUGUCCUCACUGAUCUAACAGGGAACAGCAGGCGUACAUCGCAAACUGCACUGUAUGUGUGUUGCUUGACUAAACAGCUGUCUACAGCUUUGAUGGAAUUCCAUAUUUAUUUUCUUCAGAUGCUUGUAAGGUUUACAUUUUUAUGUACAGUAAAUUAAACUAUGAUACUGUAUUGCUUAAUAUAAGGACUAACAUACAUAGCAUGACCCUUUGAAGAGAAUGGGAAAUAUUCACAUGUUGUAUGAAACUUUGUGGGAAAAAAUCUAAUUUAUAGUAAGAGAAACUAUUUUGUGUUAAUCUGGCAUCGUUAUCUGCAAUGACAGAGUCUAAACUCUAGGGGGCAAACACAAGCUGUAGUUAAAGCAUCAGUUCAUUUAAAGUGAUAGUUCACCCAAAAAUAAAACUUCUGUCAUGAAUUCCUCAACAUCAAGUUAUUCCAAAUCUGUAUACAUUUUUUUGUUCUGUUCAUCACAAAGAAAGAUAUUUGGAAGAAUGUUAGCAACUGAGAUUUCUGGAGCACCCUUGACUACCAUUAAAAGGGUUGUCAAAGUAGCCCCAGAAGAGAUUGUUUUCCUAAAUACUUUAAAAUAUCUUUAGUGUUCAACAAAACCAAAAAACAAAAUUAUAUUUACUAUGGUAGUCAAUGGUUUCCCAGUUGCAAAAUCAGUUGCUAACAUUCUCCCAAAUAUCUUUCUUCCUGUUCAACCAAACAAAGAAAUGUAUACAUGUUUGGAACAACUUGAGGUUGAGUUUUUGUGUAAACUAUCCCUGGCAAAAUCCUUGAUCUUAUCUCCUACUUAAUAUGAGAACAAGCACUUAGUACAAAGUUUUCCUCAUAGCACUGAAUAUAUGGUGUCUUUCUUUCAUACAAUUAAGACAAAGUAAAUUUUUGAAGGAGUGUGGUUGGUGUGAAGAUCUUCUUUAAAUAAAACUUGUAAAUUGAAUCUGGCACACUCGCUGACCUAAACGGUUGGCUUUGUACGUCAAACAAAUGAAAACCCUUAAUUUAAUUUAUAUAGUUACUUUUGUCAGGUAGGUAAGCACGCAGGGUUUCAGUUCUUAAUUCAACUUUAAUUAAGAACACUGUUUUUAGCCUGCGUUUCAUACACCCACAUCCACAUGCUAUAUGUGAACGUGAUUGUCUGUCAUCUUGUGUAUUGUACAGACAUCUAGUGCCUGACAGGAAGGAGCAUUUGACAUGAAAUUACUUUUUUAGUGUAAUUAACAAGGCUUAAUGAAAAUCACCUUCUCGCCCUUUACAAUGAUCCACUCUGAACUAUAAAUUCACCUUGCUGACCUUUUCCCUGACAUGUUCUUACAAAACAACACUACUUGUUAAAUGUCAUCCUCUCAGUGGCAUUUACUUGUAUAAAACAGGGCUUUGAUCCACAAGAGAAGCACACUUUUCUACCUUCCCUAGGCCGCGAGGCCAAGCUCAGCGACCCUGUGCGCCUGUCACCUGUUGAAUAUUUUAAUUAUGGCCAAUUUAAACGAACAAAGGCCCGGUUGAACUUAAAACCUAUUGGCCGAAUGACAUUCUAAUUGUGCAAAUUGCAACUUUUAUACCUUGCUUUUCCUGUUCUUGCUAAAAUCACCAAUUUGGAAUUCUGUCCAGCUGCUUUCGAUUGGCAAAAUCAAUGCAGAGGCACGACCGCCACGGCCAACUGUGUUCAACCCUACCCACGUCAAUGCAGUAUGACCCCUGACCUGUUGAGGCACUCGACAGCAUGAUCUGAUGUCAACUGUACCUUACGACCAUACAGUGAAAGAGAAAUAAAUAGAUGCUGCUUAAUAAUAAUUGAUUGCGGUGCGUCAGGUUGACUCUCAUGGAUCAUUAUUACUCGUGUUAAUGCUCUGAUGCCAUCUGGUCGCAGAGAUUCACAUCUGUCUUUACCAGGCAUUAGUUUUGGAUUUAUCAUUAUUGAGCUCGUAUUCCCAAUUAUCAUACUAGCUAAGAUGCACUGGCUUGUUUGCAUGCAGAGACACACUCCGGAAUAAUGUGUCGCGUGAAUGCGAGACCCUCUCUUAAUUAAACUGGAGUACCGUGGAUGUUUUUUAGGUGAGUGAUAAAUCCGCUGUUAAUCAAGUCAACAAAACAGAAAGGAGUGUGUUGGCUUUAGUGCGAACACAUGGGGAGGAUGAACAUGGUGAUUUGGGAAAUAGCUUAUUGUCUUGGGCUUGGUUAAGACUUCUGUGUAAAUAUUUAAAGUUUUUCUCUAUUUUACUUUGACCUGUUUGUGUCUUUGCUUUAGACAGCUCUGAUACAAUCCUAGAAUAAUAGAUGCGAAAAUAUGAAAAAUGAGACCAAAGAUAACUUGUGUAGUAAAGUGUGAGCUUGUAUGAGGUGUGGAUGAACAGAAGAGGGUGAUGUUGUGCUGUUGAGAACACACGUGUACACACGUCAAAUGUGAUUUCUUUCGGGUAAUCCUCAGUGUAACAAACACGUUACCCAAAGACAGACUGCUGCGAAGAAAGUUAGGAAAAGAAUACAAAAAAGGAGCACAAAAACUGCGAUGAGGUUUCUGACCGAUAUUAAAGAUAAAUGUGCAAAAUGUGUAGGUGUCAGGUUAUCACAUUUUUGGCCCCUCCUUCUUUCCCAUCUGCCCACCGUCUCUUUGUUGUUGUCAUUUACAGCUAACCUUCUCAAAUCCAGUGACGUGUGUGGAAAUCACAGUGAUCUGACAAGCCAUGCAGUAGAGAGCCACAGAUGGGUCCAAAGCAAAUGUCCCUAAUGGUACAGAUACUGUAUGUCUGCAUAUAGAGAAUUACAUUUAUUCUUUAAAUCUCUCCAUCUAAAGGAUCUGACAGGUGUAAGAGGCCUAUCAGGUGUGUCCGUUUCUGGGGACAUCUACUACUUGUUGAUGUGUGUUUGUUGUUUUUAAUGUUGCCCUAUGUAAGAUUAAACAACAAAGGUGACCGUGCAUUUGCCAAAACUUUGUAAUAAUCUGCCUUUACAUUUUGGAAAAGCCAAAACACUAACUAUUUUUAAAUCCAGUUAAAAAAACUUUUUUAUAGCUUAGCGUUUAACUCUGUGUGAGAGCUGCUAUUUUUAUUUCAUUUUAUUCUAUUUACUCUUAUCUUACUUGCAAACUUUUUAAUAAUUCGUCUUUUUGAUUUUCUUAUAUUGUAUUGCUUAUGCUUUUACAGCAGAACUUGUUGUUCUGAAAAGUGCUUUAUAAAUAAAGCUGGCUUGACUUGA